Molecule: messenger RNA, 2010 nt
Organism: Ruditapes philippinarum (Manila clam)
Lineage: Eukaryota; Metazoa; Mollusca; Bivalvia; Venerida; Veneridae
Exons: 4
Coding region: 237-1166 (309 amino acids)
Source: RefSeq, a predicted model, not a curated record
UUGUAAACGCCAUUUGUAAUACAUAAUUAGUGUGUCAGACCUAUCGGUUUUUCAUGUCAGACUAUAUGCGCCAACAAGUUACAUUUAUAGGAUAAUUCAUUUAGGUCAGUGGUGAAAAACAAAUAUUUGGAGAAAAUAAAGCAGUUUAACGCGAAUAUGAUAUUUUACUAAAGUAGAUCUAGGUCAGUAUUUGAUAAUAUCAAAAUCUCUCAGCAUGCUUAUGCCUAUGACAGAAAAUGGAAGAUAAGCGUCUUGAGGGAAACACUUUCGGCCAGCCAUUAAAAGAAGAACAUAAUGUAGAAAACAGAGGCGAAAAUACACAGUAUACUGAACAGUCUAUUAAUAGGAAAGGUCUUCUAGCAGAGGUGCAUAAGAUCGGAGCUUCAAGACUUGUUGGCUUCCUAUACUGGACAAAUUUAGCUGCCAUAUGUUUAUUAAUGAUUGGUUUUGUUGCUCCAGGCUGGGCAACAUUUACAGCGAAUCACCGUCUAUAUUAUCAUGAAUAUUCUUACAAGAAAACAGAGUCCGACUACAAAGCUACGUACAAUGUUUACCAAGAUUAUGCACUAUGGUAUAUGACUCAAUGUGUUGACUAUGAUGAAUAUGAUGAUGUAGACGACAAAAAAUGUGAGACAAUGACAUAUCGGACAAUAAGAAAUGUAUACAGGGACAAAUAUAACGACUUAAGUAAAAUUGAAAUAGGGGAUAGAGAGCUUGAAGGAGAUGAUGAUAUGUGCCUGUUUCGUGGAGCAGGACUUGUUAUGAGUCAUGCAAAGAUCACCCGUGUACAGACGUUGUAUACAGCUGGCUCUUUGCUCUCCAUUGCCACAUUAUAUAUAUGGACUUGGUAUCGUAAUGAGCUCGCAAGUGGUAAAUUCAGAAAAUUUAGUAGAUUGAAGUGGUUACUGAUGUUAACUGUGUCUGCUGUAUCAGCUGCAACCUUACUCAUCUCUGUGACAAUGAUUGCAUCGGUACGAGCAGAUGUUUUCAGCGGAGAAAAUCCCGAGAAUUUGGAAGCAUCUUUAGGGUCAGUAUUUGCGGGUCUUGGCGGAGGAUUGAUGGCCUUGAUGACUGUCCUCAUAUUUAUGCAACUCAUAUGCUGCAGAACACCUGGCACAUAUAUCUGUAGCUGCACAGAUGAGCCCGGGGACGGUGCUUAUUUGUAGUGAAGUAAUUGUAGUUAUAUAUAUUAUAUAUAUAUAUUAGCCGAUUGACUUUGCUCUUCUCUGUGGAUUUAUUCCUUUCAUUUUCACAUACAGCUUUUUAAGGAAUCCCAUUGAGGUCUAAACGGCUAAAAACAUAAAAUUUGAGUUUCAUACAUAGUUCAUCUUGGGUCCUUAAAAAAAUAUGCAAAAGAUUAUUAAGAAUAUUCUUUCCCCGAUUCUCAAGUGGAAAGCAUUGCAAUGCUUUCAAUUACAAUAAGAAUAAAAUUAUUCUGGAAACUUGAGUGAGCGAAUAACCUGAUAUGUUGCACUAGAGUUAUUUAUUUAGACCUACAUUAAUAUGGAACAUUAAUCAAACAACGUUUUGCAAUACCGGCACUCAGUGGAGUCUCUUUAAGGGGUUAAAGACCAUCCAUUUUAUUACAAACGUAGAAUAAAUUGUGUACGUACAUGUACAUGUAUUACAUGUUUAAUUAUCCUAUAAGUAAUUGCAAAUGUUUAAAUAUUAAAAUAUUUUCUUUUUUUUCUUUUCUUACCCCGAGUUUCAAGUGAAAAGCAUUGCAACGCUUUUCAUUCACAAUAGAAAUAAUUACUCUGAAAAACUUUUAGAAGUUUCGGAAUUCGGAAGUUACUGUGUACGAGUACUUAAGAGAAUUUUUGUUAAAAAUGUGUAUGUGUGUGUUUUCUUUAUCUUUUAAUAAAAGAAUUUUCAUGUUUAUAUAUUUAACUCUGAAAGCCUGUAUCUUUGAAGUUAUGUUGAGUGUAAUCAUUUUGUAUCGUAUUUGUUUAUAAUAAUUGUAUGUUUUACAGAUAAAAUAAAAAACGCUGACUUUUUUCAGAUUUAAGU